AAUAACCAAAGACCUACAUAUAUAUACAAUAACUAACACAAAACUGAGUGAGAGAACUAAUAUUACAGAAGUAGCAUAAUUCAAAAUGAAUAAUAGGCUAUAAAAGUGGGCUGAAACUAGAAUGAAAGUUAAUAAAGAUGAAUUCAAAGUUCUUCACUUACAAAAAAGAAAUAAAAUACACACAUACAUGAUCUCUUGACUUCAUACUAGAACAUAUGAAAAUGAUUUGGGAAUGUUAAUUGUAAACUACAUAUGAUACAGCUGCAAAGGGAAAUGCAAUUCAGAAUGCAGCAACAGAAGCAGUAGUUACCAAAGCAACUAUAUUCUGCCUUCCUCAGACUCUACUUCAUGUACAGUAUCCAGUUGCAGAUACUAUAUUUUAAGAAGAUUCACAGAAACAAAUAGAAACACAACAAGAAGGAUCAAAGGACUAAAACUUUAGUUUUAUAUCUGAGGGAAAUUUGUACUGAAUGUUUAUUCCCAACAGUAAACAACUGGAAGGGGAUCUGAUAGCAAUUAUGCAGAAAUAGAUGGUUGAUCAACAGUUGGUCAGAACUUAAAUCACUUCAUAGUGCAAAAACAUGGAGUAAGAAUCUUUAAAUGUCAGGAAAAACUUAAUGUAAGAGAGUUUGAUAGUAAAAAUAUUUAUCCCAAAAAAUGGUAGGUUUCCACUGACUCAAUGUUUACAGAAAGAGACUGAAGGUCCAUAGUUCAGGAAUAUUUUAAUUCAAAUUCCUAAACUGAACAAGGAUUUGAUGUUAAUCGUCUUAACAGUCCCUCCCACCUCUUUGAUUUUAAUUUUGCUUACCCCCCUUUACAUUAUCUUAUAUAGAUUUUCAGAAAUUCAUGGCUGAAAAAACAUAAUUUAUAUAUGCAUAUAUUAUACAGCACUAUCCCUAUAUUAUGGGCCUUUAAAAAAAUUAAUCUCAGCUCUAACAUUCUUACAAAUCUGGAUAGCAGUUUUGGACAUACCAGAAAAGCAUCCAAAGAUAGGGAAUGAAUAGAAUUUAGGUUAAAAUGAGGGAGCUUUUCCAGCUUUGGGAAGCAUUAUUAUCAUAACUGGGUAUUUUGAUUUCCAAGUCAUUUAUAGUAGCUGACUUGUGUCAAAUGAUGAGCACCUUUGACUACCCUGUUCCCCAUAAAAAGUGCUUUCUUUGUGUGUAUUAUUACUGAAACGAACUAAAUCAGAGCAUAGGCAGUUUCAAAGGUAUGGGGAAAAAUAGAACAUGGCUAAGAAUCUUGAAGGCGGCUUAUUUUUUAAGAGCAGUUUUCAACUACAAUGAUAUGCCUGAAAUGGGGAACAGCAGGGCGACGCCGAAAAGGGGAAAAAAAUCGACCCGGAGUCUUAUCUCUGAGGCAAAAACCUCAGUCUGAAUUGAGAUGGAAGAGGGGAAAACUGCAUGUGUCUUUUUUUUUUAAAAAAAGGGGGGGUUUUAUUGUUUCAAAAGGAAGAUGAGCAGGCUUUGAGUGUCUGGUUGCCGCCUCGUCUUCCUAAACCUCGUACUGAACAAUAAACAGAAAAAAAACCCUCUCUCCUCAGACAGACCGAUAUCUACCAACAUGUAAACAAAAUUACACAUCACAUCGCUACGAAGGGGCAGAUUUUAUAAAAAAAAACCAAAAAAAAAAAACCCGAGGCCGGAGAGAAAGAGGCGCCGUGUGGCGGCGAUGAGGAAAACUGGAGAGGGGAGGGUAAAGGCAGGAGCGGCGGCAUCUUUAAACGCUCGACCGGCCUCGAGACCACAAUUCCCAUCACGCCCCGGCAGGAGGCGAGGAUGCCUUUCUUACAGAUAAGCCGCGCAAAGCGCUGCUGGGAAGACGAGUUUCCCGCCACAACGUCGCUCCUCCAGAGUCAAGGCGGCCGGUAGGGCCUUGAGGAGAAAAGUCCGAAGAGGGUGGCGGCUCGCCUCAAUAUUUCCCGCCGGGCGCGCGCUCGCUUAACGCCCCGUCGGCUGCCGGCCCUUGUCCCCACGCCCCCGGGCUCCGCGCCAGCCCAUCUCUCGUCGUGCUCGGCCUGAACCUUACCUCAGGCGGGCGCGAGAACCUUCUGGUGCUGCUUCUGCUGCCACCGCCGGGGCUCGGCGAACCGGAAGCGCGGAGGGGGGGCCCGACGGCGGCAAAAGCUACCGGGGUCGGAUAGGAUGGAGGCUGCUAAAAGGCGAGGAGGAGGAGGAGCAGCAGCAGGAGGAGAUAGAGGCGGCUCCGGAGAGCCCAGGGGUUGCGGGUGCAAGGGGAUCCGCUCUUGCCUGCUUUGCGAGGCCGCCCCGCCCCCGCAGAAAAGUGCAAACUUUGUUUACUGCCCACUGACCGGCUUCGCUGUGGGAGAGAAUCAAUCAGAAUUUGAAGGCUGGGCUUUCCAGUUUCCAGGAGUUUUUUUGCUGGAAGAGUUUAUAAACACAAAUGAGGAAUAUCAAAUGGUUGAGCUAAUGGAUCGGAGCACAUGGAAGCCAUCACAAUCUGGCCGAAGAAAACAGGACUACGGCCCCAAAGUGAACUUCAAGAAGCAGAAAUUGAAAGCUGGCUAUUUUUCUGGGUUGCCCAGCUUCAGCAAGGAGAUUGUGGCACGAAUGAGAAAAUAUCCAGUUCUUGAAAGUUUUUCUCCUGUUGAGCAGUGCAAUUUAGAUUAUGAUCCUGAGAGGGGAUCUGCUAUUGAUCCACAUUGGGAUGACUGGUGGCUAUGGGGAGAAAGGCUGGUGAGUUUAAACUUGCUCUCAGAUACCGUACUUUCCAUGUCCUGCGACUCCGAGGACAGUCUCCAGUUAUUUCCCCUAGUAUUUCACGAAAACAAGCAGAUGCACGGGUCUAACUCUCCUGAUGUUUCUCAGGAGUAUCGGAUUAAUGAUUGCAGUCUUCUAGAAAGACUAGAAAGCACUGAUCAUUCAUCCACAAAGUUAGUCCCACUCAGAGAAAUUCUGGUUGCGAUUUACCUACCUCAGAGAUCACUCGUCGUUCUCAGUGGACCUGCUCGCUACCAGUGGAAGCAUGCCAUUUAUCGCAACCAUAUUAAAAGCCGUCGCAUAUGUAUCACCUUCAGAGAAUUAACUGCUGAGUUUGGUCUUGGAGGAGAACAGGAAGAGCUGGGUAACAAUCUCUUGGACAUCGCUCUAACAUUCAAGGGAUCACCUGUAUAAAUCCCCAGGGGAAAGCAUUGAGGCUUUUCUUUGGCUGCUGGAUAUUAAUGUUCAGGCCAGGGGUUUUAUAAACCUGCUUCCUUUUUUACCUCCCCAGAGUGAAGGUAUACAUCAUUCAUUAAUCUUACAAAGGUGCUUCUCAGAGUUAUGUUCUAGAAUGUCUUCCCCAUGAUAAUUAAAAUAAUUUGAAUUAAUUUUUUAACCUACACUGUGGCUCUCCAGAUGUCACUGAAUUUAAUUAAUUAAGUUAACAGUGAAGAGAAUACAUGCCUCUUCUUUGGAAUCAGAAGAUUUCCUUUGAAAGUCUGCUUGCAGCACAUAGUCUGGCUUAUGUGUCAAUGUUGUGGUGCAGCACCCACAAUCCUCAUCCUUAGCUGACUAACUGGGGCUAUUGAAAAUUGUAAUUCACCAUCUGAAGGGCCAUAGGUUAUAUGUUUUAAUUAAAAGUGUUAAAUUUCUUAUCCCUAACUCUGUUAAUUAGUUUUAACGGUGGAUAUACAUUAAUUUUUCUUUUUAUUUUAUUAAACUCAAACUUUAAUAUAAGAGAAAUAAAGUAAAAACAGAGUUUAUUAAUCCUUCUCACAAUUAUGGCAUUUGUCCAAAGAUGCCAUCCUUUAUAUAU
Messenger RNA from Ahaetulla prasina, 3753 nucleotides. Its product is annotated as alpha-ketoglutarate-dependent dioxygenase alkB homolog 4-like. Gene Ontology annotation, cellular component: midbody; contractile ring. The transcript is spliced from 3 exons. The record is from RefSeq and is a predicted model, not a curated record. Gene Ontology annotation, biological process: oxidative demethylation; protein demethylation; actomyosin structure organization. NCBI's taxonomy places the organism in Eukaryota, Metazoa, Chordata, Lepidosauria, Squamata, Colubridae. Gene Ontology annotation, molecular function: demethylase activity; oxidoreductase activity; actin binding. Bases 2142 to 3131 code for a protein of 329 amino acids.